Molecule: messenger RNA, 687 nt
Organism: Bombus terrestris (buff-tailed bumblebee)
Lineage: Eukaryota; Metazoa; Arthropoda; Insecta; Hymenoptera; Apidae
Exons: 1
Coding region: 1-687 (228 amino acids)
Source: RefSeq, a predicted model, not a curated record
AUGGCACUUAAACGACUUGCUUCGCUCAACCGCCGAUUCCAGCACGACAAACACUUCGAAACAGAAUAUCGAACGGUAUUACAGGAGUACCUGGCAUUGGGACACAUGACGAAGGUCAACACCAACCACUCCGACGCUAACGGAUACUACUUACCUCAUCACGCCGUAAUCAAGGCAUCGAGUCAAACCACUAAACUCCGUGUAGUCUUCGAUGGAUCGGCACCAAGCACCACCGGACUUUCACUAAAUGACGCACUUCACACAGGACCCAAGUUACAGGAAGAUUUAUUUUGCAUACUAAUUAGAUUCCGUUCUCAUCAAUAUGUACUCACUGAUGACAUCGAAAAAAUGUAUCGGCAAUUCCUUGUACGACCAGAGGACCGAAAAUAUCAAAAGAUAUUAUGGCGCAGCGCGAGCGGAGAAACCGAAACAUAUCAACUUAACACAGUAACGUUCGGUUUAUCCGCAGCCCCGUAUCUAGCUAUUCGGUGUCUCAAGCAACUGGCAGAAGACGAGGAUCAUCGAUUUCCACAUGCAGCGCAGGUACUGCAGCGGGAUUUCUACGUCGACGAUGCUCUCACCGGAGCUGAUACAAAGGACGAAGCCUGUGCACUUAGAACGGAACUCGCAAAAUUACAAUCGUCAGAUCAAAGUCUACGUGGCCAUCUUUGUAUGCCUAGCAGUUAA